AUGGCUACUGCCAAGCUUGCCGAGCAGGGAGACAUUUCGCGACGUAUCGUGAAUUUCAUAACGAAUUCCGUUGAUAAACUCAGCCCGGAAAAACGUACUCUCGAGCAUUUCACUUCGCGUGCGGAACUUCUCGAGCGGUAUUGGGAUCGGUUUACGGAAAAUCAUAUGUCCCUUGCGGCAUACCAGAGGGAAAUUAAAGACGAUCCGUAUGUUAAGCAAGAUGUUUAUGCUACUACGGAAGAGGCAUACCUUGAUGCGAAGGUCGCGAUCAAAUCUCGCAUGGCAGCUCUUGAUCCUGCGACUUCUAUGUCCUCCCCCCCUUCUCAUAACGUGAGUUUUAGACAAUGGGGUACAGAGGCUUCUAAUAAGAUCUCCCUUCCGAAGUUGGAGAUCCCCACCUUCAGUGGUGUCCAAGCGGAUUGGGAGUCUUUCAAGCAGCGAUUCACCGCUUUGAUUGUCGAUCAUCCGACUAUGACGUCGGUCACUAAGCUUCAGCAUUUGUUGAACGCAGUUCAGGACACCGCUGCUCGUCGAUUAAAGGGUCUACCGAUCGUAGAGUCCAAUUUUCGAAUUGCUUGGGAAAGAUUAACGUGUCGAUUCGACAACGUGCACAUUAGGCUUUCAGUCCAAUUAGAGAAUCUUAUUAUGUUGCCACAAGUUCGUAAUCGGAAUGCGCGCGAUAUUUCGGACUUGAUUGAUCGAGCCGAAGAAGCUGUUCAAGCCUUGAGAGAUUUGCAAUGCUUCAAGGAUGAAGACAGUCAUUUUGUUGUUCACUGCAUGUUGAGGAAAUUGGAUGGUAGCACCAAGGAAACUUGGAACGUAUCUCGCGAGGAAAAAACGGGCUUUCCAACUUAUAAAGAAAUAACCGCAUUUCUAGAACGUCGGUUGCAAUCGCUUGAGCAGUCCCAGGUGACACCUUCCGGUGGCGAUUCGCGUAAGCCUCUUCGAGGCCAUAAAACGACUCCGGUUUCCGUCAGCGGGGCGAACACUUCCUCCAGCACCAAGCCGACUUUGUGUUUGUGCUGUAUGGGCAAACACGUUCUCGUCGCAUGCGAUCGAUUUUCGGCAUUGAAGCAACCGCAAAGAUUCGCAUUUUGUAAAAGGGAAGGAUUGUGUAUAAAUUGCUUCAGCAAGUCGCAUCGGGCAAGCGCGUGUCCUUCAAAAGCUCGCUGCACUACCUGUAAGCAGAAGCACCAUUCUAAGCUUCACAUUUUCCCUACAGCCACUAAUGACCAAAAGGAAAUAUCGCCGUCGUUAGCAGACGCACCGGAUCCGCCGCCCCAGGAGGCGGUGGUCGCGCAUUCCGCGUCGGUAAAUCGCGUUAUACUUUUGGCCACUGCUGAGGUUUCGGUGUUAAAUGAAAUAGGUUCCUCUUAUCGGGUGCGAGCUCUUAUAGAUCCCGCCGCGGAACAAUCCUUCGUUUCAGAACGGGUCGUGUCCACCCUCUCGCUCUCGAAGAAGCGGGUGGAUGUUGCAGUGGUUGGAGUUGGAGCGCAAGCCAACGUUAGAGCCAAAUUCGAGGCUAGGUUGACUAUCCGCUCAGGGCAAGGCCCACCAGAAACCGUUCACGCCUCUGCCUUGGUUCUCGCGAAUUUGUCGCGUCAAACACCUCCGUGUCAUGUCGUUCAUGAAGAUUAUCCGCAUCUGGUCGGACUCAAGUUGGCGGAUGUCGCGUAUGACCGUCCUCGACGGAUCGAUCUAAUACUCGGUGCGGAUGUCUAUCCGGAUACUAUCCGCGAAGGUUUAGUUCGCGGUCCCGUCGGUACUCCAAUUGCACAGGCUUCUAUUUUCGGGUGGAUUUUGACCGGUCUUGCCAGCUCCGACGACACUGGCGCAAGGCACCAGGUAAAAGCCUAUCAUAUAAAAGUUGAGCCGUCCCUCCAGGAUGCGCUUGCCAAGUUUUGGCAAGUGGAAGAGGUUCCCUCAUGUACUUCGCUUUCGCCGGAGGAUCAAUAUUGCGAGACGUACUUUUCAGAAACGGUCGCACGGGCGACCAACGGGCAGUAUAUCGUUCGGCUACCUUCCAAGCGACAAGACGUUAUCGUAGCGUCGCGAUAA
Messenger RNA from Osmia bicornis bicornis, 2058 nucleotides. RefSeq lists its product as uncharacterized. The record is from RefSeq and is a predicted model, not a curated record. The transcript has a single exon. Lineage: Eukaryota; Metazoa; Arthropoda; Insecta; Hymenoptera; Megachilidae. Bases 1 to 2058 code for a protein of 685 amino acids.